AUGCGUUCUAGCGUCAUAUUACCGCUCUUUUUCAUCACUGCGACAAAUGCCGACUUUGCUUUCAAUUCUAACACAGGUAAGUAUACAAUCUUGUGUUUUGAAUGAGGCUUUAUUCAUUGCGAGAUUUUGUUACAAGCUUCAGAAAAAUAUGUUUUUUUUCAGAAUUCAGCUAUCCACUAUAUUUCAACUUCAAGAUUGGUAACGACAACAGCGAUGUGAAGGUUCAAGUGGACACAAAUCGCCCAUAUACCUUGGUUUUGCACGAAGAGUGCUUUCACUGCCCAAUGUACUUCAAAGAUAACUAUCGCUAUUCAGAAAAGUAGGAAUACGCAACUCAAGAACUUGGAUUAAUAUUAAAAUUUUAGAAAAACUGGCGGAUCUUUUGUGGAGAACUUCACAUCACCCUCUGAUGGCAUACGAGAAGGAGCAUUUUACAGCGACAAGCUCAAGUUUAGCACACUGAGUUUGGAUGUAAAACUGGCCGUUGUAAGCAACGGAUACCCAUCUAUUGAUUAUUAUCCCGGAGUUCUCGGUCUAAAGCCCAGUACUGAUGAUGAGAAAAGUGUUGUAAAACGGUUGAUGAAUGAGCUCUCGGAGCAGCAGAUUGUCAUCCAAGACGGGCGGCAUUAUGUGUUGAAGGUGAGAGCUUGACCUUCUUCUUUCUAGACUCACGGACAUCUCUUGAUACCGUACACAUUACAACAAGAAAGAUCGCGCGAAAAGUGACGACCGUUCUGCAAAAAAAUAAUUUAUUUCAUGCGGCUGUGGCAAAACUUUUUGUUCUCUGGUCACGCUUCUCAUUUGGGGUGCUUUUUUGCCGGAAAAAAUCUUAUAAUAUCUCUACGGUAUCCCCAAAAAUUUACUAAUGAAAAAAAGAAAAUGUCAAAAAAAGCCAUGGCGUUUUUGAUUUGAUCAUUCUCUUUGUGACAUCAUAACAACGUAGAGAAACGUUUUAUUUAUAGGACUUUAGAAGAGUUCGUGACGAUAACUUGGCCUCCAUUUCUUUCGGGAAAUACGAAGGAGAUGCCUGUGGGAACUUUACCUUUACCAAGACACUCGACAAUUCCUCUUGGAGGAUCAGGGCUGAGUAAGUCUCCUCUUAUUGUUGGUUUGUAUUCAAUCAAAUUAAACUUCAACAAACGUAAAAGCUCGUCCAUUUCCAAGAUGGGAGUUUAGUCAUCACUUUCGACAGUUUCAUAUUUCAGUGUAACCGUUGACAGUAAACUGAGACCGAACCAAACAAUCGCCUUCAAUGUGGGCGGAGAGACGUUGUUCCCAAAGGAUUUAUUCAGAGACAGAAUCGAUAACAAGACGUUCGCAAAGCAAUCGGAACUCCCAACGAUCAGUUUCAAAAUCGACGAUCAAGUCUACCAAAUAACCCCUGAGGAUUACGCGACGUUUGUGGACGACGUAAGUCGCUUCUCGAAGACAAAAGCCUUGAACAUUUAGUUGGUCAAAUACAAAGGGGACGUCAGACAUAUACCCGAUGGUUCCGACGCUGACUUUGUCUUCGGAACCGACCUUCUACAACAUCAUUGUCUCGCAUUGACGGCCAACAAAGACUUCACGGAGCUGAGGAUCGGAUUUGCCCCAAAUUAUGGAAGAAAACCGUUGGCAAGGGAUCUGGGAGUGCUGGACAAAGGUGCGACCGCAUACUCUUUAUCUGUGAUUAUGGCCGGUGUCUUUAUGGCUCUUUUGAGAUAAAAAAAAAUGGGCUCACGGCUCAAAUGUAUUGAAAUAAGCAUUAUAAAGUGUAUCAAAUGAUGGUCAAAUUAAACCUUUUUUAACUUAUAAAGAUCCGCUAUUUAAGUUUUUAAAAAUUUUAAGUUUUUUGCGAGUCACUAAUAAGAUUGUAAGAAUAAUUCUUGUAAUAUUUAAGGAAAUAUACAGAAUAACCGGUUCCCCAGAUCUCAUCGUUUGGCUUCUCAGGUUUGAGCCUUCAGCUUCACAGUCAUUGACCUCUUAAAAGAGAAUUAUUGUUCUAUUUAGGCCACAGACUCUACGUUUCCACCUCUUCACAUGUUUGUGGCCAAACAACUCUUCUUCAAAAUUGAUAAUAUUUGUUAUAUCGCGCUCAAAAGUAUACGAAAAGAAUCCAAAAUUAACAUUUUGGGAUGAGGCAACGUUUGCAUGAUGAUCUUGGUUCCUUCAUUUCGCAGAGCUGCAAGGAUUUACCCCAAAUCAGUUUGUAGUUUUUGGCGGUAUAUAAACCAGGAUAUAGCAAACGAGAUAACAGUUCAGUAUCCUUGUUGGUAUUAUAUUUUGAAAUGAAAUCCUUUUUAUCCCUAUUCCUGUUGGAUACCAUAGUCGCCGACUUUGUCUUACGGUAUAAUGAUGCGCAGGGAAUCCUGCGGCCUCCUUACAUCCCACUUUCUGUUGGCGGUGAUAAAAGGCCGGCCAAGUUUCUCCUCGAUCUGGAAUCAGCCGAUUCUUUCGUCUUCGGAAAGGCCUGCAGAAAACCGAUGUCUUGCAGCAUCAACGAACACAAAUACGUGUACUCGCCCAGGACGGAAAAAUCCGGACCCUUUGGCGUUGUGAUGAAUGGAGGGACAUUCACUGGAGAUCUGCAUGAAGACUCGUUGAAAAUUGGAAACUUGAACAUUGCGCUCAGCCUGGGCGUGAUCAACAAUGGAUCGAGGGACGCUAAUGUGAACUGGGAUGGUGUUCUCGGAUUGAGACCGGAUGGCGGAGAUGGGAGCAGCACUGUGAGCAAAAUCAUGAGGAAUCUGAGCGCGAAACAAAUCAUCAUUCAAGAAGGAGUUCAUCCAGUUCAGAGGGUAGGCUUACAAUAUUGGGAGUUCAAACCAUUACAGAGCUUGCCAAGACACAGCAAUCGGCAGAGCUGAAUCUUGUUAGUAGUUGCGAAGAUGCAUAGGUCCAUUGCCAACUGAUUCAACAAUGAUAUUUCAGAAAGACAAGCAGAUGCCGACUCGUUCUAUGGGCGCGGUAACCUUUGGGAUCUAUCAAGACAACCAGACUUGCGGAAUCUUCAACAGAGUCAACACUGCGGACAACAUUAACUGGAAUAUCAUUGCUAAGUAAGGCCCCUUGAACCUGAUCAAACAAAAUUUCAGUGUUAAAAUUGGCAAUCAACUGCUGAGAUUGCAAAGAAUCGCGUUUCUUCCCGGUAGAUCGACUGAAAUCCCACAUCCAUUUUUGGGGAAAUACUUUAAGGAAGGGGGAGACGAGAGUGAUCAGGAUUAUCCGAGCAUCAGCUUUGGAAUCGGAAGUGUCAGCUAUACGAUUACAAAGGAAGACUAUGCAUCUUACAACGCGGGCGUAAGAGAACAAUUCGAUUUGUGACGACUAUGUCAAAUUUUAGGAUCAAAAAUACAGGCCAUUCUUGAACAGUGCCAGGGGAAAGGACUACGAUUUUGGAUUUGGAAGUGAUUUUCUCCAACAUUACUGUCUAAUCCUGCUGAAUGAUCGCGGAACUUUGCAAGUUGGAUUGGCUGAAAACAAUGGGGCCAGUCAGAAGAAGAACUAA
Molecule: messenger RNA, 3487 nt
Organism: Bursaphelenchus xylophilus (pine wood nematode)
Lineage: Eukaryota; Metazoa; Nematoda; Chromadorea; Rhabditida; Aphelenchoididae
Source: the annotation of a GenBank genome assembly